AUGGCGGUGCCGGCUCGGACCUGCGGCGCCUCUCGGCCCGGCCCGGCGCGGACUGCGCUCCCCUGGCCCGGCCGCGGCCCCCGGCCCGGCCCCGGCGCCCGGCGCCCGCCGUCCGGGCCCCCGCGCCCGCUGUUGCUGCUAUUGCCGCCGCUGCUGCUGCUACCGCUGCUCGCCGCCCCCGGCGCCUCUGCCUACAGCUUCCCCCAGCAGCACACGAUGCAGCACUGGGCCCGGCGCCUGGAGCAAGAGAUCGAUGGCGUGAUGCGGAUUUUUGGGGGCGUCCAGCAGCUCCGUGAGAUCUACAAGGACAACCGGAAUCUGUUUGAGGUGCAGGAGAACGAGCCUCAGAAGUUGGUGGAGAAGGUGGCAGGAGACAUCGAGAGCCUGCUGGACAGGAAGGUGCAGGCCCUGAAGAGAUUGGCCGACGCUGCAGAGAACUUCCAGAAAGCCCACCGCUGGCAGGACAACAUCAAGGAGGAAGACAUCCUGUACUAUGACGCCAAGGCCGAUGCUGAGCUGGACGACCCUGAGAGUGAGGAUGUGGAGAGGGGGUCCAAGGCCAGCACCCUAAGGCUGGACUUCGUUGAGGACUCAAACUUCAAGAACAAGGUCAACUACUCGUACACGGCCGUGCAGAUCCCCACGGACAUCUACAAAGGCUCCACUGUCAUCCUUAAUGAACUCAACUGGACAGAAGCCCUGGAGAAUGUGUUUAUCGAGAACCGCAGGCAGGACCCCACACUGCUGUGGCAGGUCUUUGGCAGUGCCACAGGAGUCACUCGCUACUAUCCAGCCACCCCAUGGCGAGCCCCUAAGAAAAUCGACCUGUACGAUGUCCGAAGGAGACCCUGGUAUAUCCAGGGGGCCUCGUCGCCCAAGGACAUGGUCAUCAUCGUGGAUGUGAGCGGCAGCGUGAGUGGCCUGACCCUGAAGCUGAUGAAGACGUCCGUCUGUGAGAUGCUGGACACGCUCUCUGAUGAUGACUAUGUGAACGUGGCCUCGUUCAAUGAAAAGGCACAGCCUGUGUCAUGCUUCACACACCUGGUGCAGGCCAAUGUGCGUAACAAGAAGGUGUUCAAGGAAGCUGUGCAGGGCAUGGUGGCCAAGGGCACCACAGGCUACAAGGCCGGCUUUGAGUAUGCCUUCGACCAGCUGCAGAACUCCAACAUCACUCGUGCCAACUGCAAUAAGAUGAUCAUGAUGUUCACGGAUGGUGGUGAGGACCGCGUGCAGGAUGUCUUUGAGAAAUACAAUUGCCCCAAACAGGUGCGUGUGUUCACUUUCUCCGUGGGGCAACACAACUACGACGUCACACCCCUGCAGUGGAUGGCCUGCGCCAACAAAGGUUACUAUUUUGAGAUCCCUUCCAUUGGAGCCAUCCGCAUUAACACACAGGAAUAUCUGGAUGUAUUGGGCAGGCCCAUGGUACUGGCAGGCAAGGAGGCCAAGCAGGUGCAGUGGACCAACGUGUAUGAGGAUGCACUGGGGCUGGGGUUAGUGGUGACAGGGACCCUCCCUGUUUUCAACCUGACACAGGAUGGCCCUGGGGAAAAGAAGACCCCAUGCCUCUGCUCCCAGAACCAGCUGAUCCUGGGUGUGAUGGGCAUCGAUGUGGCUCUGAAUGACAUCAAGAGGCUCACUCCAAACUACACGCUUGGAGCUAACGGCUAUGUGUUUGCCAUUGACCUGAACGGCUACGUGUUGCUGCACCCCAACCUCAAGCCCCAGACCACCAACUUCCGGGAGCCUGUGACUCUGGACUUCCUGGAUGCUGAGCUGGAGGAUGAGAACAAAGAGGAGAUCCGUCGGAGCAUGAUCGAUGGCAACAAGGGCCACAAGCAAAUCAGAACGCUGGUCAAGUCCCUGGACGAGAGGUACGUAGACGAGGUGAUGCGGAACUACACCUGGGUACCUAUAAGGAGCACCAACUACAGCCUAGGGCUUGUGCUCCCGCCCUACAGCACCUUCUACCUCCAAGCCAACCUCAGUGACCAGAUCCUGCAGGUCAAGUAUUUUGAGUUCCUGCUCCCCAGCAGCUUUGAGUCUGAAGGACAUGUUUUCAUUGCUCCCAGAGAGUAUUGCAAGGACCUGAAUGCCUCAGACAACAACACCGAGUUCCUGAAAAACUUCAUUGAGCUCAUGGAGAAAGUGACUCCAGACUCCAAGCAGUGCAACAACUUCCUUCUGCACAACCUGAUCUUGGACACAGGCAUCACACAGCAGCUGGUGGAGCGUGUGUGGCGGGACCAGGAUCUCAACACGUACAGCCUUCUGGCCGUGUUUGCUGCCACUGAUGGUGGCAUCACUCGUGUAUUCCCCAACAAAGCAGCGGAUGACUGGACGGAGAAUCCAGAGCCCUUCAAUGCCAGCUUCUACCGUCGUAGCCUGGACAACCAUGGCUAUGUCUUCAAGCCCCCGCACCAGGACGCCCUGUUAAGGCCACUGGAGCUGGAGAAUGACACAGUGGGCAUCCUCGUCAGCACAGCUGUGGAGCUCAGCCUGGGUGGACGCACACUGAGGCCAGCAGUGGUAGGUGUUAAGCUGGACCUAGAGGCCUGGGCCGAGAAGUUCAAGGUGCUAGCCAGCAACCGUACCCACCAGGACCAGCCUCAGAAGCCUAUCAUUUGGCCUGGGGGUCUCAACAUCCCACCCUCUACAGCUUUACCACAACUGGGGGAGUGGUGCCCCUUCUACCCAACCACCCGACUGCCAGGGUCUGGGGAGGAAGGUCUGGGCCUGAGCCCCUCUCCAUCUUCCCCCUCCUUCUCCACCUUUCAGGACCUGCUCUGUGUCCUCAUUGAUGAUGGGGGAUUCCUGGUGCUGUCAAACCAGAAUCAUCAGUGGGACCAGGUGGGCAGGUUCUUCAGUGAGGUGGAUGCCAACCUGAUGCUGGCACUCUACAAUAACUCCUUCUACACCCGCAAAGAGUCCUACGACUAUCAGGCAGCCUGCGCCCCCCAACCCCCAGGCAACCUGGGUGCUGCACCCCGGGGGGUCUUUGUGCCCACUAUUGCAGACUUCCUUAACUUGGCCUGGUGGACCUCGGCUGCAGCCUGGUCCUUGUUCCAGCAGCUUCUCUAUGGCCUCAUUUAUCACAGCUGGUUCCAGGCAGACCCCGCGGAGGCUGAGGGGAACCCCGAAGCGCGAGAGAGCAGCUGCGUCAUGAAACAGACCCAGUACUACUUCGGGUCGGUGAACGCCUCCUACAACGCCAUCAUCGACUGCGGAAACUGCUCCAGGCUGUUCCACGCGCAAAGACUGACCAACACCAACCUUCUGUUCGUGGUGGCCGAGAAGCCUCUGUGCAGCCAGUGUGAGGGUGGCCGGCUUCUGCAGAAAGAGACACACUCGGACGGCCCGGAGCAGUGUGAACUGGUGCAGAGACCGCGAUACCGGAGAGGCCCGCAUAUCUGCUUUGACUACAACGCGACGGUGAGGAGGGGGCGGCGCACUUUACAUCCCGGCCCCCUCCCUUCCCUGGGCCGCCCGGCCGACCUGCACCUUGCCUCUUCCCGCAGGAAGAUACCUCAGACUGUGGCCGCGGAGCUUCCUUCCCGCCGUCGCUGGGCGUCCUGGUCUCCCUGCAGCUGCUGCUCCUCCUGGGCUUGCCUCCUCGGCCGCAGCCCCAAGUCCACGCCCACGCCUCGCGCCGCGUCUGAGCGCCCCCUCCUGCCCCUCCCCAGGCCUCCCCGCCUCUCCCCUGCCUCCCACACCCCGCCUUAGAGCCUCGCUUCCUCCCUCACCGAAGGACCUGAGUAGCCAGGCCCAAGUCUGAGCCUUGGAAGGGGGGGGGGGGGGAUCCCAAAGGAGGGUGCCGCAGGUCUUUGGCCCCCAAGCCACAUCUCGCCGCCGAACUGUCAAAGUGACCCCAGACCCCUUAUUCCCACUGGACUCACCCGCCCCUGAGGGCUGGGACAGGGAAGCCACAGUACUGGUGCCAAACCAGGCCUCCACUGCCCACCCUGCCCCAAGGCUCCCUUUGUGUGGGAGACCUAGGCCCUGCCCCAGCUGGACUUCUCUAACCUGGCCCUUAUGUCCCACCCAGGACCAAAUCUGGAUUCCCUGGGAAUAAUGAAGUUGAGAUGGGCAGUUUGAGGCUUGUGCAUCCCAUCUUAAGUCCUGGCAGGAGGGAGGUCCUGAGGCAGCCCCUCGAUGGCUCCUGCCCCUAUCAGGCCUACAGCCACCUCCCACCUUCUUCCAGCCCUGCAGGUGACAGGCCAGUGACAGUGACACUGGCUCAGACACAACCCCAUAAACACCUGGAGCCCUGAGGGCAGAAACUGGAUUCACAUUAGACUUACCUAGGAGGACGAACACACAUACACACACACACACAUACACAAACACACACACAAACACACCAUGGGGUGGGUGGGGGUAGGGGCUCACAAAGCCUUACACAGGGCAGGGGGUUGGUGGGAGGGUUGGCACAUGCACACUUCAUCUGCUCACUGCCCACCUCUAAUCUGACCUGCAGCCCAGCUGGUCCUCUGUCUCUAAAGCUGAAUGUCAAACAGUGCCAAAUGCUGGGACAGGGGGUUCACCUCUGUCCCACCCUAGCCACCAGUGUCCUGGAAAUGUCCCUCACCCCACCAGGUGCUCAUUGUAACCAUUUCGCACUAGUGUCAGGCCCCCAGCGAGACCACAUGCCACUGCCUGCACCUCUUGGCAGAGGAAUCUUCACCAGACAUUGCCCUUUGCCUUAGCCAGAGUGACAUGAUCACUCCUGGCUGGGCUAUCCCACCCCCAAUCUGGCCCUUACAUACUCAGGCCUGUGCUCCACUCCCUGUUUCUUCACACUCACACAAUGGGGGAGGGGGAGCAAACUGCUCUCCCCUGCUGAACACACACAUGCACGCAUACGCACACACAUGCACACACUCUGUGCACACACAGAGGCUGGGCCCAGGCACAUGUCUUCACACCAUUCAUUCUGAUCAUUUCCCCCAUAGGCAUCGCAGCCUGGGGGCAAGUGGGGGACAGGAGAGCAGGGGGAGGUGGCCAAGAGGCUCAGAUGGACUGGGAGGAGGGGGGAGGGUGAUGCAUUAAUUAAUGGCUCCAUUAAUUAAUGUCACGUUGCUUGUUGCUUUCUCAGUGUGUGUGUAUGGUCCAUGCCCGCUGCUGGUGCCAGGGUGGGCACCCAUGCUGUACACCCAGCCUAGAUGCCAGCCAUGUCUUGCGGGGGGCGUGUGUGUAACUGUAGUGUAGUCAGGUGCUCAAUGGAGAAUAUAAAAAUAAAAAAGAAACAUAUACAAAAAAAUAAAUAUAUAUUUUAAGUUUAAAAAACAGGAAAACAGACAAACAAUCCCCAUCAGGUAGUUGUCCAACCCCCAGCUGGGUCUAAUCCUUCUCAUCACCCACCCGACCUGGCUGCCCCCUCACCUCGGGCUCGGGGGAUCUGUGGGGGACUGGGGGGCCAUUUCCUCUUCUCUGCCCUUUUUUUUUUUGGUUGUUGUUCUAUUUUGUACAGACAAGUCAGAAAAACAACAGUGACAAAAAAGUCAAGAAACUUUGUAAAAUAUCGUGUGUGUGAUUCCUUGUAAAAUAUUUUCAAAUGGUUUAUUACAGAAGAUCAGUUAUUAAAUAAUGUUCAUAUUUUC
Molecule: messenger RNA, 5600 nt
Organism: Panthera uncia (snow leopard)
Lineage: Eukaryota; Metazoa; Chordata; Mammalia; Carnivora; Felidae
Gene: CACNA2D2
Product: calcium voltage-gated channel auxiliary subunit alpha2delta 2
Exons: 36
Coding region: 1-3723 (1240 amino acids)
Cellular component (GO): voltage-gated calcium channel complex
Molecular function (GO): voltage-gated calcium channel activity
Source: RefSeq, a predicted model, not a curated record